AUGACCUUGGAGCACGCAGCGAAUGCUAUUAUCUUUGUCGGCCACGUUGCUCGCGUUCCAGCCGAUGAUGGCGAGCGUACAUACAGUGCACUAGCUGUGCAGCAGCUCAUUUCCAAACUGUCUGGUUCCUUACACUACUGCUGCACUUGUCCCAACAAGAACAUCAUCUCAACAUGCGCGCUGGCUAUAUUCACCGCCUGCAUCGUGGGCGCUGAGGCGAAAAGCAUCCGCAUGCGCGUUGAUAUCAGCGGCGAGGACAACCAGGACGAAGGCAGGUUUCGCAACCUCAAAAGCGAACGGGGAUUCGCUGAGGACGAGGAACGGAGCGAGUUAUCACUUAAGUUAAUUAACGCACUGAAGUCAUUCUUUGGUUUCAAGACGAAGCUUACCUCCACUUACGAUGAGGCAAUACUAUUCAAGGCCAAGGGUCAGAAAGUUGCGAGCGAGAUUUCCAAGACCAAAUUCACGCCUGCUGAGGCCAAGAGCCUCCAGAAAGUCGCUAGCGACGUUUCAAAGACCAAGUUCACGCCGGCUGAGACCAAGAACCUCCAGAAGGCUACUCGCUACGUUGCCGAAGGUAAGCUGACCAAAGCUGACUUAAAGAGCGCACAGCACGUCGCAAGCGAAAUUGUCAAGAAACCAAAAGAUUGGACCGACCGUUUAGUAGAUGAUGCGACGAGUGCACUUUUGGCUCUCGUUAUAGUUUUUGACAGAAAUCAAAAGCUGUAUCGUGCCAUUGAUUUCAGGUUCACGCACAGUACAGGGCUAUUCAACGAGACCAGAGUCCCUAUAUCGCGUCUGCUGUUGGGGUUUGAAAUUCAUGGCUUCGGUGCACACAAGGAGGAGGACGCUCUCAGGAAUUUUCUCUUAGUUUCAAUAAGCAAGGAGUGUGAGGAAAACUACCGCUAG
Phytophthora sojae is the source of this 909-nucleotide messenger RNA. RefSeq lists its product as hypothetical. NCBI's taxonomy places the organism in Eukaryota, Oomycota, Peronosporomycetes, Peronosporales, Peronosporaceae. Bases 1 to 909 code for a protein of 302 amino acids. The record is from RefSeq and is a predicted model, not a curated record. The transcript is spliced from 4 exons.